Molecule: messenger RNA, 1023 nt
Organism: Asparagus officinalis (garden asparagus)
Lineage: Eukaryota; Viridiplantae; Streptophyta; Magnoliopsida; Asparagales; Asparagaceae
Exons: 2
Coding region: 1-1023 (340 amino acids)
Molecular function (GO): zinc ion binding
Source: RefSeq, a predicted model, not a curated record
AUGGAGAGGUUCACUCGAGUAUUUUGCGCAUUUGGUCCGGCUAUUAAGGGCUUUACUUUUUGUCGUCCGUUAUUGAGCAUUGAUGGUGCACAUCUAUAUGACAAGUACAAAGGCGUGCUUCUUGUGGCGACCGAUGUAGAUGCAAAUGGCGGUUUAUUUCCUCUAGCAUUUGCAGUUGUGGAGGUAGAGGAUACUUCUAGUUGGAAGUGGUACUUUGAACUUAUAUACAAGUGGAUUCCUAGUGUUCGUGUGCCCAGAUUAAUUACUUUUAUCUCGGAUAGGAUGAAAGGAAUUAUAAGGGCAUUACAUGAGGGUUUUGGUGCACCACAUUACCAUCGAUAUUGUUUGAGGCGUAUAAGAGAUAAUUUCAAGAAAAAACACGUGUAUGAACAUUAUAGAGAGAAGAUCAAGUCUUUGUCAUUAGAUGCACAUAAUUGGAUUGAACAUAACUUGAAGCCUCAAUUCGAGCAUCGAUGGGCAUUAUGUAAGGAUGAGGGUGUGCGGUUUUGCAUGAUGACAACUAAUUGCUCCGAGAGCUUUAACGGCGUUCUUAAAGGAGCACGAGCUAUGCCAAUACAAUCAUUGGUUGCAAGAACGUUCUAUAGGCUAAACUCAUACUUCAACAAAAGGCGUGAGGACGGUGUAGACUGGACAACGCGUUACACACCAAAGAAUGAGUCUAUUUUGCAUAGAAGAAUUGAGGCGGCAAGAUUAUGUCAAAUUACUGUAUUCAAUGACAAUGAAUGGCAGGUACAUGAUUAUGAUGGUAUCUACACCGUUAAACUGUUUGAUGUUGAUUGCACUUGCACAUGUAACAUACCACAACUUCAAAAAAUACCUUGUGCACAUGUUCUUGCGGCUUCCUCCAAUCAGCUGGGUGGUGCGAGAAUUCCAUAUAAUCGGUAUUGUUCACCAUGGUAUUCAACAAUUCAUUACCGAAAGACAUACAGUAAGAGUUUUCAUCCACCCGAUGAUAGUCGGUAUUGGUCCGAAUAUACUGGACCACGACUAAUUCCACCUUAA